GAUUCAGUAAUCUGGAGGUAAAAUGGCGACGGGUGCCAUUUCCACGGAGUGUAAGAAAAUAUCAGAAUUAAGAGUUGUUGAUCUUAAAUCCGAGCUCAAACGAAGGAAUUUGGACACUACUGGCAUAAAGAGCGUGCUUCUAUCAAGAUUGAGACAGGCUAUUGAGGAUGAAGGUGGUGAUACAGAAAACAUUCAAAUUCCACUUUCAGCUGAUGCAUCAACUCGGAAAAGUGGAAAAGUUAAAGGAAAAAGAAUGGAUUCAGAUCCGGACAACACCGGGGAAGAAGAUGCGUUUUCCAAGGAAAUGGAAGGGUACGAAUCAGAUAAAGAUGUAACUGAUACAGAUGAUGGUACUCGUGAAAAUUCUAAGCCUGCACCCUGCGAGGACAGCCUCGCUCAGCCUGAGGCUGAACCAGAGUCAGAAGCUGUGGCGGCUGAGGCUGAUUCAGUGCCUGAGCCAGACGAGGAUGCGGAGGCUGAGCCAGAUGUGGAUGCGGAGCCAGAGGUGGAUGAGGAUGCUGACCCAGAGAUGGAUGGGGAGGCUGAGCCAGAGGUGGAGACAGAACUGGCUGAGACGGAUGCUGAAGCCAUGAAUUCCUCCAAAGAAGCUGAGGAUGAUCACCUAUCCGUCUCAAUCCAAAAUGAAGAUGCCCUCACCCUAGAUGUUGAUGGUGACGAUCUCCUGGAAACAGGUAAACAUGUGAAACUUCCAGAUCCAGAGGCCGAGAAGGGCACUGAUGAGCCAGAGGCCUCUGCUGAGACGGGCCCAGAUGAUGACAUGAAGGUGGAAGAGACGGAGGGCCACAGAGAUGGUAAGAAAGAUGACGGAUCCAGGGGUGAACCCACGAAGAAAGACAGCAGGGAGGCCUUGAAGAAAGCUGAAACGGGAGACAAAGAAAAGGAUUCUGGGAAGAAAGGCCCCUCCGCUACUGGGGCAUCAGGUCAAGCAAAGAGCUCUUCAAGAGAUAGAGAUGGAAAAACUGCAAAAGAUGAAAAGGGAGUCAUCAGCAGUACCAGCAACAGCAGUUCUUCUCGUAACAUAUGGGUGAGCGGCCUGUCUUCUAACACCAAAGCAGCUGACUUAAAGAACCUGUUUGGCAGAUACGGGAAGGUUUUGAGCGCCAAAGUAGUUACAAAUGCUCGCAGUCCUGGUUCAAAGUGUUACGGCUUGGUGACGAUGUCUUCCAGUACAGAGGUGACACGGUGUGUCUCCCACCUUGACUGUACAGAGCUCCAUGGACAGCAGAUAUAUGUUGAAAGGGCCAAAAAUGAUCCGUUCAAAAAAGAAGGCUCAAAGAAGGAACCGGAGGAUAAAGCAAGUUCCAGCAAAUCAUGUGAAAAACGUAGUUCCACAGGGAUAAAGUUGACCAACAAAGCACAGCCAUCUUACAAAAAAGAAGACAAGAAAUUGGAGAAACUUUCAGAAAAGGACAAAGAUUCAUCCAAAAAACAGGAAGCCAGAAGUGGAAAAUCUGAUUCAGUUUCAUCUAACUCAGGACAGGAAUCUUCAAAGAAAGAUGACAGAAAGCAUGGACGUCCGAAGAGCCCAGGAAAGAUGGUGAUGGUACAGCAGGCCAAAGGAGAAUGUAAUUUUGGCAAAUUGAGACCUUUCAGAAGGGGAAGAUAUUUUGAUAAACCCUUUGUCAACAUGAACGUUCAAAGGCGGCCGAAAUGGUUGAUUCCUCCUGAAGAGUUGGAGAUGAUGAGAGAAAGACAGCGCCCUUUUAUUCACAAGGGGGAGGACAUCCUGCCUUUUGAGAAGAUGAAGGAGCAGAGGAUGCGUGAACGAAUGGCUCGGGUGGAGCGUGUUCGUAGAGCUGUAGAGUUGCGCAGACGUCGUGAAAUUGCUGAGCGGGAACGUCGGGAGCGGGAGCGUGUCCGUCUGUUGCGGGAGCGUGAAGAACGGGAGAACUUGCUCCGGGAGCGCCAGAGACUGGAGAUGGAAAGACAAAAACUGGAAAGGGAGCGCUUGGAGAGGGAGCGGCUUGAGAGGGAGAGAAUCCGUAUUGAGCAGGAACGGCGUAAAGAGGCAGAGCGCAUGGCACGAGAACGCGAGGAGCUGCGGAGGCAGCAGGAGCAGCUCCGUUUUGAGCAAGAAAAAAGAAACAACCUCAAAAGAGGCCGUGAAGUGGAACAUGGCCGGAGAGACGGUCCCUAUUGGAAUGGCAACAAGAAGAUGCAGUCUGAGACUGAUGUCCGUUUGAACCAAGGCUCGAACUAUAACCGGCAGCAGAACCGCUUUUCAAACUUUACUCCCCGAGAGAGGGGUCGCUUUCCAGAGGCUGCUGCCGAGCAGCCCAACACGUAUGACAGACGUAACCGGUUUGACGGUGAGCCCGAUGUAAAGAAGAGUCGCCCUGGUCCUCACAGAGAGGGUUCUGGCUUUGAGCGCUAUCCCAAGAACUUUGAAACAGUCCGCAGAGUUGAGCCACCACUGCCUCCUCCACGAACUGAACUCCGGGACACCGACCGCAGGGACAGAGAUGAGAGACGGCCAGUGCCCUUGCAUGAUCGCCCUAUGGGUGCCAGAGCCACAAUGCCAGCUUUGACACACAACCGCUCACCUAGAGAUGGAGGGCAUGGAUGGAAGAAUGAUGGCGGGAUAAACUCCAACAAGGGAGAUAUACGUAAUGCUGGGUUGAGCAGAGGACCUAUGCGCAUGCGUGCAGAGCGAUCAGGCAGAGAUGGUCCAGGCCCUACUCUUAGAGGAGGCUCCACGACCAGUCGUGGAAGGAGCAGCUUUAAUGAUCGAGAUGGAGGAAGACCCAUGGUGAUGAGUGAUCAGCCUUUCAGCUCUGGCCGCCAGGUCGUGGUGGAACGUCAUAACAGGGAGCAAGGCCUGAGGAAGGAGUGGCACGGUGGAUCAAGCUCCCAGGAGAGGGGUUUCCCUGAUAAUCGCAGGAUGGGAGACACCCGGAGCUUGAUGGCUCCUUCCAGUCACUCUUCGUCUGGGCUCAACCGAAUUGUACAGAUCACCAACAACUCCAUUCCUAGUGGUGGCAACGUGGGUGGAUUCAAGCCCUACAAAGGAACGCAGCGGCAGUUCUAACUGUAAUCAAAUUCUGCCACUUUAAAGCACCUGGGAAUUUGAAGGCUUUUCUGAACUCUUUAUUUUUAGAAUGUCAACAAUUUUAGGUGGCACAUUUGUAGCCAUGAGGUUAAUCACACUAUUUUUUUAGUCUAUAAGUUUAGUGCUUACCUCGUUGUAGGGUUUUCCUGACAGUUCUGCUGUUACCAUUAACACCCUGUGCACACAUUUUUAUUUUGUGAAGAUAUUGUACAGCCCCUAGGUCUUUGUAACAAGUUUUCAAGUGAUGUUACCAUCUUCUCCUCUAAUUGAGUGUUGUAUGUACAUUUUCAGUAGUCUAGUGUUGGACUGUGCAUUAUGUCUUAUUUUAGAGUAUUAUAGAGAUCAAAGCGACAAGGAUUAUUCACCCAUUUGGAUGUUUCUCUGUGAGGAAACAUAACAUAAGUCAUACUUGGCGUGGAAGUGCUGUUUUGUAAAGAUUAGUUUUCAUUUGCUAAAACAAUGUCACACUGUAAUCUAGCCUGCAUUUUUAGCAAAAAUACCUCUCGUUGGUCAUAAGUUGAAUUAUGUACAGGCCUGAAAUAAAAAAACUGAUUUAA
Molecule: messenger RNA, 3627 nt
Organism: Micropterus dolomieu (smallmouth bass)
Lineage: Eukaryota; Metazoa; Chordata; Actinopteri; Centrarchiformes; Centrarchidae
Gene: sltm
Product: SAFB-like, transcription modulator
Exons: 20
Coding region: 23-3049 (1008 amino acids)
Biological process (GO): regulation of mRNA processing; regulation of transcription by RNA polymerase II
Cellular component (GO): nucleus
Molecular function (GO): sequence-specific DNA binding; RNA binding
Source: RefSeq, a predicted model, not a curated record